Messenger RNA from Dioscorea cayenensis subsp. rotundata (Guinea yam), 1165 nucleotides. Its product is annotated as chaperone protein dnaJ C76, chloroplastic-like. The record is from RefSeq and is a predicted model, not a curated record. NCBI's taxonomy places the organism in Eukaryota, Viridiplantae, Streptophyta, Magnoliopsida, Dioscoreales, Dioscoreaceae. The coding region runs from base 78 to 1019 and encodes 313 amino acids. The transcript has 6 exons.
GGCAAAAUAUCUUCAGGUCAUCCCUGAGAAAUCUUCUACUUCUCCCACUGCAAACCAUAACAAAGUAAUACAAAAUCAUGGAAUUCCUGACAAACAGUUGCAGUAUAACCACUUAUAUGCAUCCCUUUAUAAUAACAAGAGUUCCAGAAAUACAUCACCCGCUCCGAUUGACAAGCAAAACAAAAACACUCUCAAGCCAAACAUCUAGAGGAAGUAUAAGAUGCAAUGGGAUGAGAGAACAAAAAGCAGGACCCAUGGAUUAUUAUGAAUUGCUUGGAGUUUCAUUAGAUUCUACUGCACAGGAGAUCAAGGAGGCUUACAGAAAAUUGCAAAAGAAACACCACCCUGAUAUUGCUGGCCAAAAAGGUCAUGAAUACACUCUUCUGCUUAAUGAGGCUUACCAUGUGUUGAUAAGAGAAGAGCAGCAGGGAAGAAGAUGUAUGGUUUCAAAUAACAAGAGGAGAGGUGGCUUUGCAAGUGAUUUCUCUGGUUCAGGUUAUAGUUCAUGGAAUGGUCCAUUGAGGUCACAAGCUCUCUUUGUAGAUGAAAAUAAAUGCAUAGGUUGCCGGGAAUGCGUGCAUUGUGCCAACAAGACAUUUGUGAUGGAUGAGACUGGAGGUUCUGCAAGAGUUAAAGUUCAAUUUGGAGAUGAUGAUAAAAAUAUUAAGGUAUCAGUUGAUGCAUGUCCAGUGAACUGCAUCCAUUGGGUGGACAGUGGAGAGCUGCCAUUGCUGGAGUUUUUAAUCAGGCCACAGCCAAAGGAGUCUUAUGGUGUUUAUGGAGGUGGGUGGGAGAGGCCUGGAGAUGUUUUCAGUGCUGCCAAACGACUCAAAAAGCAUUUGGAAAGAGAGGAAAACCAGUGCACCCAUGGACAUUCAUACUAUGAAGAAGGUGAUGAUGCUGCAGAAGAGGAGACACCAGCUCAAGUCAAAGCAAGACAAGAGGCUAGCAUGAAGUUAAGGUUGGAAAAAUACUUUGGAAUAUGGGGUUGGUUGGGAGAAGUUUUUAUCUCAAAGUGAAGUAGAGAGAAAGUUAUAUGUUUCUUUAUAUUAAAAAAAAAAAAAAUGUUUAGAAGAAACUAAACUCUUUUUUAAAAGGUUAAAUUCAUCAAUGCUCAUAUUAAAGCAAACGAACACGAUGAAGCAUAGUGAUUGUUUUAGUUGCA